This is a messenger RNA of Hibiscus syriacus, 1519 nucleotides long. RefSeq names its product fluoride export protein 1. NCBI's taxonomy places the organism in Eukaryota, Viridiplantae, Streptophyta, Magnoliopsida, Malvales, Malvaceae. The record is from RefSeq and is a predicted model, not a curated record. Gene Ontology annotation, molecular function: fluoride transmembrane transporter activity. The coding region runs from base 84 to 1448 and encodes 454 amino acids. Gene Ontology annotation, biological process: fluoride transmembrane transport. Gene Ontology annotation, cellular component: membrane. The transcript has 8 exons.
GUUUUGAAUCCUCUCUAUUCAUUUUUUUCAGUUGCUAGUUUACUGGUUCAUACAAACUUUCAACUAUUAGUAUUCGGAGAGUUAUGGAUCAUGUUACUAAUAACCCUGAACCUAAAAGAACUGGAGCAUUUAGCAGGACAAGCAGCUUUGGCUCUUCAUUAAGGAAGCGAUCUAUUAGUAUGUCAAGUGUCGUGUCCUUACAUAUCGAUGAUGAAAUCCAAAGCGAGUCCGUUUCGGAGGCUGGGGAUAUUGGUGAUCGGGCCCUUCACAGCCAAAGGAACAGUAGUUGCCGCUUAUCUCUUGAUCUUGGAAUGGAAGGUGGGCCUCCUAUUCAUCCAGCGGAUUUGCAUAAAGUCUCUGUUGCGUCACCUGUGCGAGAGGAUGUCAUAUUUCCCCUUCCAAUUGAUUCACUGAAGGGCCCUGGAGAUAACAAACAAGAAAAACAAGGACUACCGAUCUUAAUGGAAUAUGUAUCAUGCCUUAUCCAUUUGGCUGUUUUUGGAAUUCUUGGGGUUUUAACAAGAUAUUUGCUUGAAAAACUUUUCGGACCGAGUGUUUCAGGUGUGACCAGCAAUCAGAGCAUUAUAUACCCCAACCUUCCUUCUAAUAUGGUUGGCUCUUUCUUGAUGGGGUGGUGGGGUGUUGUUUUCAAAGGCGACAUAUCUCAACUAUCGGAUAUUUUGGCAAUCGGAUUGACUACAGGAUUUUUGGGAAGUGUCACGACAUUCAGUGGUUGGAAUCAAAAAAUGCUUGAUCUCAGUGUAAAUGGCAAUUGGGUGCAAGCUAUACUUGGGUUUCUUGUAGGGUUGUUUCUUGCAGCUUAUUCCAUAAUUUUCGGGAUCGAGACAGCCAAGGGUUUCCGGUGGAUUCUCAAAAGGCUGAAUACUAGCACGAAUAAGGAAGAACCUAUCAUUUACCGUAAAUGGAGGCUGAACAGCUUCAGACGUCAUUUGGCUGCAAUGGUGGUGUUAUUGUUAGUUCUAGGCGUUUUAUUGAGUGUAAGUGGAUCGCUGCUCAAGAAGGAAUUUGGCAGUGGUAGCAGUGGUGCUCAGCUGUGGCUGGCUUGCUUAGUUGCUUCUUUUGGAGUGUGGAUCAGGUGGUUCUUAGCUCGAUUUAACGGACACGGGUUAGGGAAGUCUGGGAUUCUGAGAUGGUUUCCAUUCGGGACAUUCAGCGCUAAUGUUUCAGCUGCUGCUAUAAUGGCUGGGCUCUCGACGUUGGAAAAAUCGGUAAAUAACACGAACUUCGGAACUGUUGCAAUGGGGAUACAGUUGGGAUUUCUGGGCUGUCUGAGUACAGUUUCGACUUUCAUCGCCGAGUUCAACGCAAUGAGAGAAAGCAAGCACCCUUGGAGAGCUUACGUUUAUGCUUUAACUACAAUGGGGGUUUCGUUCAUUUUUGGAAUUCUGAUAUACAAUAUACCUGUUUGGGCAAAAGGAUUUACAUAGAACAAGGUAUAUACAUCGGUUUUCUUUGUUUAUAAUAUGCCAACACAAUUCCAUAAAUACAUACAAUACAC